This is a messenger RNA of Boleophthalmus pectinirostris (great blue-spotted mudskipper), 5566 nucleotides long. Its product is annotated as sphingosine kinase 1. Lineage: Eukaryota; Metazoa; Chordata; Actinopteri; Gobiiformes; Gobiidae. The transcript has 5 exons. Gene Ontology annotation, cellular component: cytoplasm; intracellular membrane-bounded organelle; membrane. Gene Ontology annotation, biological process: negative regulation of apoptotic process; cellular response to growth factor stimulus; sphingosine biosynthetic process. The coding region runs from base 64 to 1704 and encodes 546 amino acids. The record is from RefSeq and is a predicted model, not a curated record.
AGUCAGACCCCGCUGUGAGCAGCGAUGUGAAGAGGAGGUGUGCUCUACUUCGGUCCGGUCAGGAUGGAGCCGAAGAGAGGACCACAGGACCGCGGCGUUGACACAAGCCCGGUGACUCUCUACGGGGAGUUCACGGCCAUCGGCAACAGAAAAGUCCGGUACGCGGUGAGUUUGACCGGGAAGGAGCUUAUUGUCCAAAGAUUGUCAUCCGCACCUGUCCAGCGGAACAAGGUGGUCCUGAACCUGAAGGACUGCGUGGGGUCCCGGGCGCACCGUGGAGAGGACAACUCUGACCCGGCUGCGUACUUCACGGCGUACUUUUACCUACUCAGAAAGCGCUGGAUGAGCUCCGGGACAUCCAGGCAGCGAGUGGAGCAGGGCUUUCGGCUCGCUGCCCUGCAAGACCCGCGCUACAACCUGGAAGAAGCAGAGAAAUGGGCCCGGGCUGUCAGGGAGAGAUCUGCCCGGCAACAGAAUCUGAGAGACGGGCUGGUGAUGAGUGAGCCGUCACGCCGUCGUAUGAUGAUCCUGGUGAAUCCUCAGAGUGGGCGGGGCCAAGCUCUGUCUCUGUACAACUCACACGUACAGAAAAUGCUCCAGGAGGCAGGGCUUCCUCACUCACUGCUCAUUACAGAGAGGCAGAACCACGCCCGCGAGCUGGUGAGGGACAUGGACCUGACUCAGUGGGACGGGCUGGUGAUUAUGUCAGGGGACGGACUGCUGUUUGAGGUGAUUAAUGGCCUGAUGGAGCGUCCCGACUGGGAGGAGGCCAUCCGCACACCCCUGGCUAUUCUCCCAGGAGGCUCCGGCAAUGCCCUGGCAGCAUCAGUGCACCACUACUCUGGGUCCACCCCUGUUUCCAGUGAGGAGCUGCUCAUCAGCUGUGGCUUCCUGAUCUGUAAAGGCCUGGUGUCCCGCAUGGAUCUGGUCUCGAUCCACUUACCUUCUGGAUCACGAGUCUUCUCCUUCCUGUCUCUGGCCUGGGGCUUCGUGGCUGACGUGGACAUCGAGAGUGAGAAGUACCGCCAUGUUGGAGCUGCCCGCUUCACUGUCGGGACACUGGUCAGACUGGCAUCACUGCGCGUGUAUCGAGGAAGACUGUCUUACCUCCCUGCUACACUGGACAACCACAAGGACCAAAACCACACGCAGAAGACAUCUUUGUGGCCCGCUUCAAAUCUGUACAGUUUUUCUAAUGACAACUGUGGGCCAAUUUCUGAACAGAACUCAUGCCACUCCAACAACUCAGUUAAAGUAAGGCAGAGAGAGAACCUGCAAAGAAAUGCAAACCUAACCCCCCCUGGCCCCCCGGACUCUCUGCUACCCCCUUUAGACCAGCCCGUACCAAGUAACUGGGUGGUUGUGCCGCAGGAAGAGUUUGUCCUCAUGUUAGCGAUCUACCAGUCCCAUUUAGCCGAGGAUCUGUUCACAGCACCAGACUCCACUUUAGAUGACGGUUUUAUUCAUCUAAUCUAUGUUAAAGCUGGAAUAUCCCGAGCGGCGUUGCUAAAGCUUUUCCUUGCUAUGGAAAAAGGAACACAUUUGACCACAAACUGCCCACAUCUGGUGUACACCAAAGUCCACGCUCUGAGACUGGAGCCGCAGUCCCCCAAAGGCAUCAUUACAGUGGACGGGGAGGUGGUGGAGUACGGGCCGGUGCAGGCGGAGGUUCACAGGGGACUGGCCAGGCUGAUAACUGGAUGAAAGGAAAAUACUGAAAACACUCUCCUCAACGUAACAACUAUGUAAGACUGGAUAAUUUAAUUUAAAAAUCAAUAUUAUGCAUUUUCUGUUGAUACUGGAGCCUAUGCCAACUCUGGGCCUUUGAUGAGGUGUACUGUAUCCUGCAAUGGACAGGAUAGAUGCAAGGCUAGUUCAUUUUAUUUUUUGAGAAAGUUAAGAACAAAUCAGCAUGAACCUAAAUUAUUAAAGAAUUAUUAUUAUAAGAAAUAUAAUAUAAAUAUAACGCUAAGAUAAGAUAAUAUAAUAUAACAUACAAAAAUAUUCUUCUAAAGGGCUGCUCUACAAACAGAAUGUCUUAAGAGGAGGUUUAUUGUGCUUUAGAUCCUGCAUUAAAAUGUUUUUGAAUAGUUUUUCUACAACAUAUUAUUUCAUUACUGUAUGAAACAGUAUACUGUGCAGCUAUAAAAAAAAUCACUUAAAAUAUUAUCAACUGAAAACAGCUGACUUGUUAUAGAUGUUUGGUAUUUGGCCUUAUAAUCAUACAAACAUUAGAAAAAUACCCCACUAAAAUGCCACACAGAUAAGUAUUCACAUAUUUAACUUGCGUUUUGGUACCAUAGACUGUAUAUAUCAGUGGACAUAACAAAUCUUGUAGCCGCCUCGUUCCAAAUAGGAAGUGUUCAUGGGGGCGUUUUUGUCUCCAUUGUCUCCGUUCUCUGUAACUGCUGCAGUGUGCCCCGUCAUUUUGAUCUUAAAAUUUUCAUACAUGAUCCUGGUGUUGAGUCAGCCGGUUUCACUUGGUAGAAACUGUCUGACCUCGCAGCAUUAGGAUUCAUUCGCUUGAUGGUAGGCGGGUACUUUUUUCAUUUAACCAAUCGCUGCUAUUUCGUCGUAAUGUAUGUAAUGCACCGCUAACAGGGUUAACUGGUAUAUUAAGCUUUUCCCAAAAUCCAUAGGAAGAAGGGCAAUAGUGUCUUUCCCCUUGAUAAAAUUCACCAAACAUUCUCUUUGUUCCAGUUUUAAAUCCCUGAUCUCGGGAAUCGUUGCCAACACAGAAUAUAUGGCUCUUCGCUGAUUGGCUGGUGCCCAAACUCGCACUUCUGGGGUUUUUGCAAACCGUCUAGUGUAUUCCAAUUCCUGACCUAGUCACUGAAGAGAAAUUAAAUUGAGUGGAGGAACUAGGUGGCGCCAGCCUAGCUAGGUGUUUUUUGUCUGCAAAUAAAUUCCUAUUCCUCCAAAUUCGCCCUAUAACUUGCUAGCCUCGACAAGCUUCAUUUAACUGGAGCCGAUCGCUGCCUUAGUCCACUUCUUUAUACAGUCUGUUUGGUACCAGGACUGUUCUUUGUGGGAGCCUGUGAUGUUACUUGAGGACUUCACCUUUCAAUGACCUCAACCUUUGUCACAAAAACAAAACAGACCAGAGUCACAUGACCAGCUCUCGCAGUAACCCAAAUGAUCUCUCAUCCGAUCAAAGCAGACAUUUAAAUGGGAAAACACCAUCAUAUUUGAAAGAACAUGUACUGCGUGAAAAACAAUGAAUGAUUCAACAACUUAAUUUAUUCAUGGACAGAUUAUUUGAGUUCUUGUCCCGCUUAUGCAGUAUGUCAGUACUGAUGUGGGAUCCCAAUUUGGUCGUCUCAUUGCAUGCAGAGUAUUUAGUUUGUGCAGCAAAGAUGACGUUUCAUGGCAUCUUAUUUAAAAGGGAAGGUUUGUGUUGUUGCUUCCCCUUCCUCAGUGGGACAAGGAGCUCAUAGUGGCACUUGUGGGUCAGUUCUGGGAUAUAAAAUCAUUAUUUAUUCAUUACAUUCCAUUGUAUUUUAGAAGUGCACAAGGCCAAUUACCAGUGCAGUGCUUCUCAACAGCACUCUCUGUAGUCUGUCAGUCCUCUAGUGAAAGCAUGUGGGUAAAGUUUUACAUCAGAUGCCCUUGAUAAUGCUCGAUUUAUUUUGAAACAAGCAGGUGACACCACAAAUCCAAGUUACAGGUCAGUUCUGUGGAGAGUCAACCCCACUCCCACUUAAUAUGCGUGUUUUAGUCAUUAUUUUAGAGCCAUAAAGACGCCUGUAAUUUAAUAAAGUAGAUAGAUACAGUAGAUAGACGGGGUUAGGUGCAUAAUGUGGUGGAUGCUGUUUUGUCACUGUGAGCUCCUCUGCCGCAACCCACUUUUGUUUUGUGUCUUGUCCCCAGCUACAGAAUCUUCCCAGAGGACUUUAUUAGCAGUCAUCACUAAGGCAUCCACUACCACAAAGACACUACACAAAACAAAUACUCCUACCUGACUUACAGUUUUUCAUAUACUGUUUUAGGGCAUUUUAUACUAGACCGGCGUGCACUUGAGAAUAAGACUUCAUUUGUACGUACAGGGAGGGGGUGGGGAGGGACUAUCAACUAAAUAAAUGCUGCAUGAGGCGUUGUGUCCGUGACAGGGCAAGCCGCUUCUCCUCCGCUCGAUACGGGCUGAGCAAAAGUCCCUGUCAAUCUGUCCAUGUAAGCCUCUGUAAUUUUCACAAGUGGGCUGUAGGCGAAAAAGGAUUCUUUAUAUAUUUAUUGACGUAUUGAACAGUUCAGAGAUUAAAAUACUAUUUUCUACAUGCACAUGUUGAUGUAACUUCUGUCUUCAUUGUACUAUGCUUGAAAUACUAAUCUUCAAAAUCAUGUUUACACAAAAGAGAUUCUGCUGGAAAAACUACUUGAAUGAAUUGAUGCUUAGUUUUUUUGUUUUGUUUUGUUUUGUUUUGACUUGGUGGGGCCUAUAGAUUAACUUGACUGUUACUGAUGGACAGCCUGGAUAUUUUACAUAAUUUUGUUUCGAUGCAAAGUGGGUGUCAGUUGCAGUGUCUUUUAAGUGUUUGAUGUGCCUUGAUAGCGCUGCCCCCUGGUGGUGGGAUGUGUUGGUGGCUUGGUUGUUCUUACGGUGUGUUUAGUUUUAAAAUGCGCAUUGUUUAUGUUUGAAAACUGUUCAAAUGAAUGUGAAAUUUUUUAAAGCUAUGGUGCCGACUCCUGAUGACAAACCACUAUAUCGCUGGCCUUCAAAAAAUCAAUUCACAAAUUUGAAUGUUUUAACUUUUUUGUAUUGCUAAUGCUGUGUUAAAGGUGUACUGCGUAACAUUUCUAGUGGAGGGUCCGUCACCUGAUGUCUCCAUGGAAAUCUAUGUCUAUCCAUGUCUAGAAUGUUCCACAGUCAAGAUUAGGGAGACAAGCACGUUACAGCACUACGCUACAUUACGAUUCAGAUCUGUGGAGAGUCAUACAAGGAGUUCUUCUAAUUUUGAGCAACAGAAACACCCGUAAUGAAUAAAUGCUAGAUGGAUAUGUUUAAAGUCAUACUGUGGAUACAUCUCCAUGGAGACAAGCGUGUGAUGGACCCUCCACCAGACAAAGUUGUGCUGUGCAGCUUGAAGUUGUAAAAUGUGAUUUGUUGAGAUUUUGAUUUCUUAGCAGGCCCGGGUGGAGACCAUACUGACUGAGGGUGCAUUUGAGUUUCAAAGGAGCGCAAACAUAAUACGCUUUAAUCAAGUGUCAUUAUUACUUUAGGUGCCUGAAAUGAGAGUGCACAUUUUUAAGCGACGUUGCAAUGCUGCCUUUUGCGCUCCUGUAGACCCAAGCCUGAUUUAUAUUAUUAUUACAGCUACGUUAUCAUUUACCUGGGCCUGAAAUGGGAAGAUGUCAGUUAAAAUUAAAUAGUUAAUGUAAAGACGAUACGCAAAGGCACAGUUUGAUUGAUUGUUAAGUCGAGACCUGCUGCUUCUUACUUUUUACUGUCCUAUAGAAUUGUGUUUUUCUGACACCGAAGUUUAAAUCAUUAUAUAUUUAAAAGUGCUAUAUUUUUCCAUUAGACAAAUGUCUGUAUUUUCUAUAAUGUUUUUGAUUAAUAAACAAAAUC